AUGAAAAAAUAUUAUCGUGUUGUUUUGAUUAUUUUAUUAUAUUAUAUUAAUAUUAAUUGUUGUAAUUAUAUAAAUGUUGAUAAUAAUUUUUGGCGUAAUGUUGAAAAUGUUAAAUUAAAUGAAAAAGAGUAUAAUAGAGUUUCAAGAGCACAUUUUUUUCAGUAUAAUAAUGCUAUUAGUAGUUUAUUAGGAGCAGUCGGAAAUGAAAUAUUUGAAAAUGUUAGUGAAAAGAAAAAAAUUAAAAUAAUCGAAUGCUUGAAACAAAUUGAAGAAUCAUAUAAUUUGAAAAAAAUAUCACAAUGUAUAAUUAAUGUAGAUUCAAGUAAAAAGAAAAAUUAUUCUAGAAAAUGGUUAUUAUUUAAAAAUAAAAAAAUAAAAACAAUAAAAUUUCAUGAAAAAUUUUAUUAUUCAAAAAGAUAUAAAAGAAAUAUUUCAAUUAUUUCAUUAAAAAAUAUGCCUGAUCUUAAAGAUUACCACCAAAAAUAUGAACAAAAUUCUUUUAAAGGAAUUCGUGAUUUUUUUGUAAAUAUUGCAAAUAUUGUUAAAAAUCGUAAAAGAAAAAUUCGUAAUUGGUCAUCACUAUAUAAAUCUCUUAAAAUGAUUCAUAAACAAUUUAAAGAAUUUAAAACAAAAAAUAAUUAUCGUGAUAAAGUUUUUAAUCUAAUUACUGGUAAAGAAAUUCGUCAUUCACCUCCAAAAAAGAUUAGUUCACAAUUAAAGGAACAAUUUGGGAUAUCAGAACCAUCUUUAUUGGUAGAAGCGCAUGCUCUAUUAGAUUCUAUACAACAUUAUAAUAAAGAAAAUUUUUAUAGAAUACUCUCUCCCACAUUUCUUCCUGUCUAUGAAAAAGAUAAUAAUGGUAAUACGAGAAAUAUACUAUCACCAAACUUGUUUCCAUUAUAUACACCUGAAGGCAAAGAUUCAGGUGAUUCAAAAUAUAAUAAUAUUCUACCAAUACCGUACAUUUUAAAAAAUUUAGGUAUUGAUAAAAAAAGUAAAGAUAAUAUUUUAGAAAUGAUAAUGGAAAUUAGUGGAGUUUCUCAGUCAAUUGAAGAAAUAUUUACAAAAUUAGAUAAUGAAUCUAAAGGUGAAAUGGUAAAUGAUAUUACAAAAAUAUCUCAAGUAAUAAAAGAUUCAUUUGACCAAUUAGAAAAAACUUUUACUAUUAGACAAAAAAGAGAAUUAAACAAAAGAAAAUAUACUUUUAUGACAAAAAAUCAAAUUGAACAUUUAUUUGGAAAAAAUGGUAUAUAUAAAACUGAUAAUUUUCCAUUUGAUAUUAAUAAAUAUGAAAGAUGGACAGAAGUUGAGAAAAGAGAAGCAUUAAUUAAUACAAUUUAUUAUAUAGCUGAUAUUCAAAGUAAAGAGAGAAAAAAACGUCAAAUACUUUUAAGUCCAUUUGCUUUUUCACCAACUAUUCUUCAUCAUACUAUUUUAGCUCCAGUUAUCUUAUCACCAUCAAUAUUUUCACCUGGUAUUUUUGCACCAUUAUUAUUAUCACCACCAAUCGCAUCACCACAAAUAGGAAAUCCAUUAAUAUUUUCUCCAUACGUUCUUGGACCAAAUAUAUUAUCAGCAGCUAUUUUUAAUGUGUAUGUAUUUAGUCCUUAUGUUUUGUCACCAAAUAUAAUAAAUCCCUAUGUAUUAUCUCCAUUAAUUUUAAGUCCACAUGUUCUUUGUCCAGAUAUAUUAUCACCAACAAUAUUAUCAGGUGCUAUACUAAAUCCUUUUGUAAUGUCACCAGCAAUUUUGACUGAAUCAGCACUAGCAGCUGAUAUAUUAUCACCUAGUAUUUUUUCAAGCGGUGGUUAA
Molecule: messenger RNA, 1812 nt
Organism: Strongyloides ratti
Lineage: Eukaryota; Metazoa; Nematoda; Chromadorea; Rhabditida; Strongyloididae
Product: Moulting cycle MLT-10-like protein family-containing protein
Exons: 3
Coding region: 1-1812 (603 amino acids)
Source: RefSeq, a predicted model, not a curated record